Trachymyrmex cornetzi is the source of this 1343-nucleotide messenger RNA. RefSeq names its product Down syndrome critical region protein 3 homolog. Bases 362 to 1264 code for a protein of 300 amino acids. Gene Ontology annotation, biological process: intracellular protein transport. The transcript has 5 exons. Lineage: Eukaryota; Metazoa; Arthropoda; Insecta; Hymenoptera; Formicidae. The record is from RefSeq and is a predicted model, not a curated record.
AAUUACAGUGUACAUUACAUUAAUUACAGUAUACAAUAUUAUAUUAUAAAGCGAGACAGACGUCUCGACUCGCACAGCUGUCACUCUCACAACCUCAACUUAUCAGUUGUCUACGAACAGCUGAUCGUAAGUCACGAUUCGUAUCGGUCUGAUGCUUUCCGAAAUUUUCGAAGCUCGUGUAUGUACAUACAUGGUUCAACAGUGAUUAUUUAUCUUCUUUUUUGCAUUGAACAUAAGGAAUAAAAUACAUGGAAUUAAUAUAUAGUGAUUAAUCACUUGACGACGUGUAAUUUCUCGUAACAGAUGAGCUGAUACCUUUGGUACUCUUUGACAAGUGGCAAAAAAAGGGAUCAUCCGCAAAAUGUCUAUCAAUAUAGACAUAAAAUUGAAACGCGCGAGUAAAAUAUAUCACGAAGGGGAAGUAGUUGCUGGCCUGAUACAGUUAAAAACUAAUUCAGACGUGAAGCACGAUGGUAUAUUUCUCACCAUGGAAGGCUCGGUGAAUUUGCAGCUUAGCUCCAAGAACGUCGGCAUUUUCGAAGCAUUUUAUAAUUCCGUUAAACCGAUACAAUUAGUACAAUAUACACUAGAUGUUGCUCCAUCUGGAAAGAUUCCCAAUGGUAAGACGGAAAUACCAUUCGAAUUGCCAUUAAAGCCAAGAGGAAACAAAUCUCUUUAUGAAACGUAUCACGGUGUUUUUGUGAAUAUACAAUACCUGAUACGCUGUGAUAUAAAAAGAAGCUUCCUCGCAAAAGAUGUCAGCAAGUCAUUGGAGUUUAUAGUCGAGGAUAAAGCAAGUGCCAAAGUGGAGAAGGAUCAUAGUAAGAUUGUGUUCUUCAAAAUAAUGCCAGAGUCUCUGCAAAAUACUCGGGACAGACCCAACGUACCAAGAUUUUGCAUUUCGGGAAGAUUAGACUCUUUGUAUUGCAAACUCUCUGAACCCCUGACAGGAGAAGUAGUGAUUGAACAGUGCGAGGCUGUUAUAAAGUCUAUAGAAUUACAAUUAGUAAGGGUGGAAACUUGUGGAUGUGCGGAAGGAUACUCUAGAGAUGCGACGGAGAUACAAAAUAUACAAAUUGGGGAGGGCAAUGCUUGCACCAAUCUUGCUAUUCCAAUCUACAUGAUAUUUCCAAGAUUAUUUACAUGCCCCACUUUAAGCACAAGCAACUUCAAAGUUGGUAAGAAUAUUAUUGCAGGUUAUGCAUUAAAACAAAAGUGUGAAUUACAGAGUUAUAAUUUAAUAUUUUUCCAGAAUUUGAAGUAAACCUUAUCGUUGUGUUUGAAGAUGAUUAUUUGGUCACUGAGAACUUUCCUAUCAUACUCUCACGAUACUAAAAGUUAUG